Cornus florida is the source of this 2613-nucleotide messenger RNA. RefSeq lists its product as uncharacterized. The transcript has 5 exons. The coding region runs from base 174 to 2255 and encodes 693 amino acids. The record is from RefSeq and is a predicted model, not a curated record. NCBI's taxonomy places the organism in Eukaryota, Viridiplantae, Streptophyta, Magnoliopsida, Cornales, Cornaceae.
CAUUAGUACAGUUUUCGAAUUUCCAUUAACGGAGGGUAAGCUCAAACUCAGCCACCCCAAGAAAAAUACAGCACAAGCGUACAAACUCUGGCAUAACAUAUGCUCUAUCAUUCCAGCAAUACAGAUCGGUUCAGCUCAACAUCGCCAAUUUCUCAGAGAGACUUCUUGGUUUCAUGUUGCUGAAGAAUCUGAUGGAGGAUAAGCAGUUAGAUUUAAACCAACCUUUUCUAUCUGUGAGGCGAUUCUCAUCAACAGUGUCCGCGGUAAAAGGCUACAAAAGGAGAACUGAUAAUUCCCUUCCUUCUUUACCACCCCUUCCGUCUUACAAAUCAGAACUGAAGUCAGGUCCGGUAAGGAACGCUGGGGCUGUUCCUUUUAGGUGGGAACAGACCCCAGGAAGACCAAAGGAUGAAGGAAAACGACAAAUUCAGGCUCUUGAACAGCCUCCCACCGCCCCUAAACUUCCGCCUGGGAGGAUUUUGAAAGUUAAACAGCAAGCUCCAGACAAAGUUGCUGAAGAUCCAAGUGUCAUAAGUCGCAAAGCUGGAAAAGUCCCUUGUAUCUCAAAGAGUGUUUCAUCUAUAGAUGAAAAUCUGACAAAAUUUCAGAGCUCCAAAGAUGCAGUAAAGGAGGAGAGUUCUGAUUCUGGGGAUGGUGAUGAAGCAUAUUUAGAUGCACUUGAUACACUUUCACGAACUGAAUCGUUCUUCUUAAACUGUAGCUUAAGUGGUUUAAGUGGAUUGUAUGAUCCUGAUGUGGAACCAUCUGGAACUUUUUCAGCGGAUCCACAAACUCGAGAUUUCAUGAUGGGUCGGUUUCUGCCAGCAGCUAAGGCAAUGGCUUCAGAAGUACCUCAAUAUGCUUCCAGGAAGCAACCUGUUGUAUGGGAACAACCAAGACAGGUUAAGAAGGUAUUAGCUGAGGAGAAGCGGCCGCCAACCUAUCGCUAUAGGCCAAACAUUUUACCAAAUUAUGACAAAGAUAAUAAAGAAGAAGAAAGUGAUGAUGAAGAUGAUUAUGAUGAAACCAGAAAUGUCACAGCCAGAGUUUGUGGCUUACUACCUCGGUUUUGCUUAAAAAGUUCAUUUUGCCUUUUAAAUCCAGUACCGGGAAUGAGUGUACGGACUAGGGUGCCCAUGUCUCCUGCCAGUAGAAUGCAGGCUAGAUCUUCAUCUACUGGUUCUUGCAGUGAAACUGACAAUGAGCAUAGUCAAGUUGGUACUUACGAGCAAAGAUCAAUAGGUGGACCACGAACAGCUGUGCUGCGUGAAGAUAAGAAGAAUAUGAUGAAAAGUGAAUCUAACCAAAUUACUUACCCGAGUAAUUCUCAGAAGUUGGAAGGAUCAUCUCUGUACAGGCGUUUGCAGGGUAGUGGCAUAUCACCCUAUCAGAGUGAAUUACCUCAACUACCAUUUUAUGAAGAAAGGGGAUUCCUUGGCAUUCCAGAAGAAGCAAAGAGUGCUGGGAUCAAUGGCUUCAAUUCGCAUAAAAAAAGUCCUACCAGCUUUCGGGAAUUAUUGGCUGAUCAGAGCACUGAAUGGGAAAUAGGCGCAGCGAGUCCUUUGGUUGAGAAAACUGUGUAUGUAGAUUCUGUACAUAAGGUGGAAUCUCCAAAUCCAAAUUCAUUUUCUUCAGGUAUGAAGGGGCUAGCUAAAUCAAGAGAAAAUGAUUUGGAGAUCAUUGCAAAUAUUAGGGAAACGGAAGAAACACCCUCAGUAGAUUCUUCACUUAAAGAUAUUGACAAGUUAAAUAUUGUGGAUGAAGAAGCAAUUUUGCAACCUAAAAUCUUGAAACUAGCCGAUUCUGGUCCCUUAUCUUUUCCUGACAAAGAAGUUGAGGCAUUGGAAAUGGACGUGGCAAAGGGUUUUAAACAUGAUAAAGAUGUUCUUCAUUGGGAGUCUGUUACUUCAGCUAAUUCAAAACUGCCUCAUAAUAGGAACCUGGAUUUUGAAGAUGAGCAGUGUCCAAAAGUGGAAAAUGUAGAAAAUUCUUAUGGAAGUUACUCAGAGUUUCAUCUUCCCCCACCUUUACCAAAAUCUCCUUCAGAGUCCUGGCUUCAUCGUACUUUGCCCUCAAUGUCCUCAAAGAAUCCAUCUUCGCGGUCACGUCUUGGUGCUGGGAUUAAUCCUAGAAACCAAGCUGCCAAGACAUCAACUGUUGAUCCCAAGUGGGAAACAAUUGUUAGAACUACCAAGGUGCAACACAGGAAUUUGCAAUUUUCUGAGGAACUAAUAACACCUGCACCGGAAACUUAGGGUUGGAUCCCCUUCUGAAGUACUUUACUCAAGCAUACGUGUCGGCUUGGCAAAUCAUCUGUUGAUAUAUAUACGAUAUGUAGUUGAUAUAUAUACGAUAUAUGUACAUAAAUUUCUGGUUACAUAUAUUUGCUUCGGCAAUGUUCAUUCUACUGGUUUACUGGCAGUAUAAUGGGUUGGUAAAUGUAAUUUGUGGUGCCCAUUUCCUACCCUGUAACCGGGAAGUUGAAAUAAGAUAAUUCUUCUUGUAAACAUCAUCAUUUCAUUGAACUCCAAUCUACUUCCUUCAGCAUGGUGAUUCAUCUGUGAAGGCAAUCCUAAAAUGUAAUUUGUGAUAAAAGGAUGUUGAUUUUCCCCA